Podarcis lilfordi (Lilford's wall lizard) is the source of this 17417-nucleotide messenger RNA. Lineage: Eukaryota; Metazoa; Chordata; Lepidosauria; Squamata; Lacertidae. The record is from the annotation of a GenBank genome assembly.
AGAGAUGACGCGAGAGAAAGAGAGGCGGGGCAGAGGCAGACGCAAGCUCCGGCAAGGGGGCGGGGCCAGAGCCGGGCCCCGAGCGUUACGCCUGCGCAGUGCGCGGAGACGGAGACCUUCAGCUUGACAAGGAGGGACGGACUGACGGAGGAGGCGGAGGCGGCGGCGGCGGCCCUUGAGGUGCGCGGCGAGGGAAGGCAGGCGAGGGAAGGCGGCUCGCGGCUGGAGGAGCCCGGCGACGCCCUCGCAACGGCGAGCGGGGCCGCCUGAGGCUUCGGGUGGAGGGCGCGGAGAGGGCCCGGCUUGGCCUGGGGCGCCGAGGGCCUGUGGGGAAGCGCUGCCCCUCGCCGCCGCCGCCGCCGCCGCCGCCCUUCCCGGGCUGCCGAGCGAGGGGCACCUCUGAGGGCGGGCCUCCAGCCCCCGCCCGCCCGCCCGCCGGCCGCCUGAGGGCUGUUGCCAAGGCCGCGCUCGCAGGGGGGAGGGGGCGGCGGCGGCGGCGUCUUGUGUAUUUGGCGGUGUGAAGCGCCCUGCGAUCUUCGGCAUACAAAAUGAGCAGAAUAAAAACCAAUGAAGAAAUUGAGGCAGCAGAACCCAAAGGGAGAAGCUGGCAGGCGGGGCGGGAAGGUUCAAGGGCAGCAUCUGAACAUUUCAGUGUAGUAUGAUAUAUUAUGGCAUCAAAGUAUUUUUCUAAAAAAUUUACUUGCGGAAUAGUUUCAGUUUGAGAUCAAGACUGUCAAGUGUCAAGAUACCGAGGGCACUGCUAAUCGUGCUUUCCAAUGUAUUUCUCAUCGAUAAAAAAAUCGGUGUGGUGCCAGCAAAUUUUUAUUCUGCAAGUGCGUUCCAGAGAAAAAACUUUAAGAGCAAGAGGAAGCCACAGGUUCAAAUCUCUGCUCACUGGAUGGCUUUGGGGAUUCCCACCCCCACCCCCCAUCUCUCUGCAUAGGCUGCUUCACAGGGUUGUUGUCAGGUUAAAGUGUGCAGGCUUGUCUGCCAUCUCAAGCUCUUUAGAGGAAACUCAGAUAGAUAAGCUAGACACCAAAUGGCUCAUUAAACCAAGGUUAUAGCCACCAGAACAGAACAUCUGGUUUCCAUUUUGGGGCAAGACUGUUCUAAAGUCUUUAUUUUGCAAAUGAUGGACUGAUCAUGAUUGAUUAUCAGUUAAACAUCUGGCUAACAGAUGACAACUUUGAGCCAGGUCAGGCUUCCUCAGCCUCAGCCCUCCAGAUAUUUUUUUGAGACUACAUUUCCCAUCAUCCCUGACCACUGGUCUUGCUAGCUAGGGAUCAUGGGAGUUGUAGGCCAAAAAACACCUGGAGGGCCGAGGUUGAGGAAGCCUGAGCUAGGUUAAGAACUUUGAGAGCUUAAAGAAGAAAAGUCACUUUAUCCAGGGAUAGCCCACAUAUAUAUCGGCCUAUUCUAGGGUUGCCAUACGUCCAGAAUUUCGGGGACUACUGUAGUUGGAAGCACUGUCCCCGCGGAAAUCGGCAAAAUGUCUGGGAGAAUCCAGAUGUAUGGUAAGCCAUGUCAGCAGUGUCGUUUUUGCUGAUCUCCCCAAAAAAUAGCUCAAAAGUGGUAUUUUUUGUGUGUCCGGAUUUUCACUUUUUGAAAUACAGCAGCUGUAGCCUAUUCCAACCUGUUUUUCAUAAUGGUAACAGACCAUUCGUAACAUAAGAAUAUUAUUCACAACUGUGAACUAUGGGUUGGGGUAAGUGAAGACAAGCAGCAAUUCACUAUAACAUUGUUCACUGCUCCUUCUCAGGCUGCACAGAAAAAGCAUAUUGGUUCCUGAAAUUCAUUCUGAUUGUGCAGAUAAAAUGUAACUGAUAGAAUUCUGCAAGAUGUGGCAUUAGUGUGUGAAAACAGUUAAGACCCCAAGAUUCCCAGGUAUGCACUUCCAGAUGGUGGUGAUGUCAGGCACCAUCCUGGCAAUGCCCAAGCAGCUUCACUUGGUCACAAGUGGCCAGUAGUCUGGCGCCUGGCUAAUUUUGAACACUGUUUAGAGAACAAGUAGUGAUGGUGGGGUGAUAAAGAUGCAAUUAAUAAUUCCACAUGCAGUUUAUUGACAGGUGAACUAUGGGAAUGUGUGAAAUUGCUUUGUGUGGGAUCGGGUUGUUUUAUCAGUCUAGUUCGGGGUUAGCCAAUGUAGUGGCCUCCGGAUGUUGCUGGACUGAAAGUCCCAUCGGCCCCAGCCAGCAUGGCCCAUAGCAAGGGGUGAUGGGAGCCUGGUGUAGCUCAUCAUGGUCUCCUCUGACUGGUAGCAACUCUCCAGGGCUUAACAUCACCUGCUUCCUGAUCCUCCUUUUUUGUUUAAAUGGAGAUACCAAGAAAUUGAACCUAGGACCUUUGCUGUGCAAAGCACAAGCUAUUAUGUUUUCUUCCUCUUCUUUUGAGCAGUGUUCAAAAUUAGCCAGGCAUCAGGUGCAUUUUGCGAACUGUGCAGGUCCAGUUGUGACCACAUGGAGAUCUUUGAAUGCCAGGUGGCAACUGACAUCUCCAUCUGGCUGGCCCUUCCAGCUUUCUUAAGCAGGUAGGCAGAAUAACUUAGUUAUUGCAUUUAUCUCCCACCUUUUCCUCCAAGGAGUACAUGGUUUCCCCCCACCCCCAAUUAAUCCCUACUAUGACUCUUUGAGGUAAAUUAAGAGACUGUGACUGACUCCAUGUUCACUCAGUGAGCUUCAUGACUGAGUAGGGAUUUGAACCCUGAUCUCCCAGGUCCUAGUUUGGCACUCUAAGCACUACCCCACACUGGCUUCCUAAAGUACUUCUGCUAUGGGGCAGCUCUAUAAAUUAAGUAGGUAAAUAAAUAUGUGGAAAGCAAAAUGUCACUUAGAGAAGAAUCUGAAAUAUUUUCCUUGAGGCUUAAAUUUGUUUUAUUCUGGAUUGUUUUAUUUGAUGUUUUAAUGUGUUGUGUUGUAUAUCAUUUAGGGUUUUUUUUUCUUUAAAAUGUAAAGCAGUAUAGAAAUAAGGAUAGUGCUUAGAUAUUCUGUUGUGGCGACCGUAACCCAGGUUUAAGGUGCCAUUUGGCAAUUAGUUUACAUAUCUGCGUUUCUAACUCUGCUUUUGGGUAACAGCAAAAAGGAAUAUGUGACAAUAAAACCACAGUUAAAGGUGGUUUGUACUUGCAUGGUGUCAGCAGUUGUUAGUAGGCUUAUUGGAAUUCAGUGGCUUGGUUUAAAAAUGUGUUGGCCUUCCUCUGAAAAGCAUAGAUUUUAAAAUCUGCACAGAGAGAGUCUUGAGAUGGUGAUGCUCAUUUGUACAUGCAUGGUAUUUUCUGCUUUGAUCUCUUUCAAAGAGCUCAGGAUAGCUUGUACUGCCCCCUCAUUUGGAGGGGGAUGGUUAUCCAAAGAGCUUUGAGGCUGAGCAAGAAUUUUAAGCAAGGCCUCCACUAUCUAUGUCUGACAGACAUGCUGGUAAGUUAUGGAUGUAAGAGAGAGCAAUGUUUAACUGGACUCAAAAGUAAAUCUUUGCAAGCUUAAGUCCUGGCGAUAACUGAAUUAGAGCAUAUACAGAAUUCCUAUUCAUCCAUCAUUAAAUGGAAGCAUGAGAGUUGUAGAUAGACAUACAACUUUUGUGAAAUCUCCUGAGGUGUCACAUUUGUGAAAAUGUCAGUGGAAUUGCUUGGAAUCUCAGCAAUUGGGCAUUUUAUUUUAAACAAAAAUACUACUAUUUUGAUGCAGAACUAAGGGUGGGAAGUUCCAUACUGAUAAUUCCACAAUAAGUGCUGUGGCCAUAGGGUUUUUUGUGUGUGUCUGUGAUGCCUCCUGAAAUUUGUAGUAACCCCACAAUGAUUGUAUUGGGUGGACAUAGGAGUUGCCCGGCUCUUUUGGCUUCCAGGACUAUUGUAAAUCUGCAGGUGGACUGCAUUCAGUAGCACCUCUCAAUCUUGCUCAAGUGUAUAUAUCUAUUCUUGCAGUCUUGUGUGCCCAGGUUCAUCCACACGUGCUUACCUCUCUUCUUCAUGGUCAUUCUAAUUGUGAUUCCUUGCAGAGCAACUCCAAAGAGGGAGCUGCUGCUGCUGAAAAUGAAAGGGUAGUAUGGUUAAACUCAUGCUGCUUUGGUUUCCUUCUGAAAUGCCAACCUUUUAAAAUGUUAUCUCUAACAAGGAAGUUGGUUUAGAGCUAUAGGAAACGUUUUGAGUGGCAAAGAUAAUAGGAGCAUUGGAUUGGCAGGCAGAUUUGCCAGGAGAGGCCAAUAUUACCUUAUCAUAGUUAUAGAUAUCAAAGUGAAUUUUGUCACUGUCUCAAGGAAGCAAUUUUUUACACCCAGGAUAGACUGGAGAAGUGGUUGGGUGGUUUUGAGUGCUUACUUUAAACCCUGUUGUAUGAGAGCUGUAAACAGGCAGGUCUUAGCUCAGCCUUCAUCAGCCUGUUGCCUGUUAGACAUUUUGGACUACAACUCCCAUCAACUCCAGACAGCAUAGCCAUGCUGGCUGGGGAUGACAGAAGUAGCCUUUGAGCUUCUCAAAGUCGUGCUAUGCAGCCAGGUGAGUAGCCACACACUAAGUAUGCUGGAUAUGUUGGUGCCAGCACUGAACUUGGAAUGAUUUGAUGUCUGAAUGCCUGGCAUUUGACUGCAACUUCUUGAAAAGCUGCACAACAAUUGCAGUUUUGGAAUAUGAAAAUCCAGUCCAUGUUUCAUUCAGUAUGUGGCAUUGGCACAUACAGAAAUGGCUGAGGUGUGAAUCAAUACAGGCUGGCUGGGCACUACACCUGAUGGAUGUUAAGUCUGUACAGACCCUGGCAGGUGGUAGUCCCAAGGAUUGGUUGGAGCACAAAGCCCCCACAUAACUCAGUACUGCUUUCUUGCAAUAACUCUUUUGCCUUCUCUUCUGGUUCAGCUGAAAAUUAACCAAUUGGGGAACCUGUUAGAAAUAGCACAUUAAUUGAAAGCAGAGUGGGCUUCAAUUUGAAAACUUAAAAAACAUAAUCGUGAAUGAAACAAUAUGUUUAUAAAAGCCAAUAAAUUAGUUCUCUGGUUUUCUCUCCACUGAUUUCUUAGUCUCAAAACUGCAACACUGCAGAUCAAUAAUGCUAAAUAUGUUACAAUUUAAUUUCCUUAAAAAUACAAUCUCUUAUUUGAGGCAGGGGGUGGAAGAAGCCAAGAUGUAAAUAAACUUUAUGAUGAUGAUGAUUACUAUUAUUAUGGGCGCUAUUUUCAAUGUUUCUGAAUACAAUUUUAUUGUAUUGUGAAUUUUUUUAAAAAAAAUCUUGGGAAGAACAAAAAGAAAAGAACAAAAUAAUAAUUAUUGCUUCUAAUGCUACCUUUGAAAACUAUUCUGUCUACAACAAUACAAAUUGUUCUUAUCUAAAAUAUUCCUAAAGUGCAAUACUACAAUGUACAUGGAUGGCACACAGUAGGUCAGUAUCUUUCAUUGGGCUGGCUUGGCUUGGUGGUAAAACAUUAUAUUAGGCUGAAAUGAUGGAGGCACAGUACAGAAUUUCACCAGGGUUGGGAAAAAGAAAACUGGUGAUUAGUAGCUUUGUCUUUCUUGGGAGUAUAAAUGUCUUCAGACAUUUUCUUUUUCCUGCCUUGCAUUCAGUUGACAAGGGUUUUUUAUAGGUGCCAAUUAGUAUAGAUCAUAAUUUCUGAAACUGAGGACUGGGGACCACCAUGGGCACUAGCCCACUGGAAGAAGCAAAGAUCACCAGUGUUGAAGCAAUGAUUCUUCAACAUCAGCUUCGUUGGACUGGUCAUGUGCGGAUGCCUGAUGAUUGUCUUCCAAAGCAACUACUCUAUUCCGAACUUAAAAAUGGAAAGUGUAAUGCUGGUGGUCAACAAAAGAAGUUUAAAGACUGUCUCAAGGCAAAUAUAAAAAAAUGUAGUAUAAACACUGACAACUGGGAAACACUGGCCUGCGAGCACUCCAGUUGGAGAACAGCCUUUACCAAAGGUGUCAUGGGCUUUGAAGACACUCAAACUCAGGACAUAAGGGAGAAAUGUGCUAAGAGGAAGGCACGCUUGGCAAACUCUCUCCGUGAUAAACUCCCCCCCCCCCGGAAACCAAUGUCCCCACUGUGAAAGGACGUGUGGAUCCAGAAUUGGCCUCCACAGUCACUUAGGGCCUCAUUGUUAAAACCGUGUUCAUGGAAGACAAUCUUACUCAGCUACGAGUGAUCGCCAAAGAAGAAGAACUAGCCCACUUCCAGAUCAGUGUUAGCACUGCAGUCCACCCCCUCUCACAGGGGACAGAUGCAAGCAGCAGCUCUAAAAGUCAUGAUAAACUGGGAAUAGAGAGGGUAGCUGGUCUAGGAGGAAGUGAAUGUACAAGGAGCAGGGAGGAGGGAUGGAAGAAAUUGCCUGUACUUGGGGGUGGGAAUAGGGCACAAAUUAUAUGUGAAAGCAAAAGGGAGAAGAAAUUGAAGGGGGGUAAAAAAUACUUUGAGAGGCAUAUAGGAAGCAAGCAGACAAACAUAAAAUAAAAAGCCAUCUCCACUUGGAGAGUCCAGAUUAACACAUUCUGCAUAAAAUGGGGAGGCUGAUUUGAAAUACCUCCAGAAUCAAUGUUAAUUGAACUUGAGGAAAGCUUGGAACCAUGAUUUAUUAUUGAAAGAAUUAGACACAGAGAAUGGUCGGGCUUAGGUUGGAUCCAUGCUUUUUAGUGAAUCUACUUUAUAGAAAGAAUUGACUCACCUGAAUGAACUGAAGAGCUGGAUUAGGAAUUGAAUGGCUGAAUUCAGAAUGCACUGCUGCCAGUAAUUACAAGAGCUGACUGCAUACAGAUACUCCCUUUUUCCCCAAGCAGGAGGCUUGGAGCCUCUAUAGCUGGCAGGCGUUUGAUAAUGGUAAUCAUAGGUGUCAUAUUCCCUUUUCCAAGGGAAAGGUUGGUCUGAUGUAUAGUAAGGUAAGGGUCUCUUCAAGUAGACCUGUCGUAUGUGAAUGUUAUGUAUAACUUACGUGUACAUUUGAGAAGCCAGUAGUAAACAGUUUCCCAGUGCACAUGCCCACAUAUCUCCCUGUCCCUAUCCCCCACAUAUUGCACAUACAUGCUUUUCACACCUCUGGACUUAUAUGAAGCGGCUCCUUCCCUUCAGGGGUUAAACCUAGUAGAGUAGUGAUAUUAAUUAAUGUGUAUUUUUUUAAAAGUUUGCCUGUCAUGCUGUCCUUGAAGGUUUGGAAUAAACAUUGUGUUACAGUGAGUAUAAAAGUAGUGGUUGCAGGUAUUAUAAGUGAUAGCUUUGAUCUUUAAUGAUGCAUGCAUUUCCCCCCCCCCCCCCAAUAUUUGACAGGUGUAUAUCAAAGAGCUAGAGGAGAGUCCUGUAGGUUCACGUUGAGAAGUAAAUGAUUUAGGAGCUAAAUUGUGAAAUAAGAAGUCUGCAACCAUGUUCAGCUGUGGUCCUGCUAGACCCCCAGGUAUCUAUACGUAUAUGGAAGUUCAGAUAUUAAAGAAAAUUUUUUAGAACCUUAAUACUAAGAUGAUGUGUUUAAAAGCAAGAGUUAUGUUAUCCAGCAGCACAAAGCUGGCUUGCUGAUAUCCCACAUGUCAGACUUGCAUAGCAGUUCUGCGUUUUGACCACUGCUAUCUUCCUGAAGGUGACAUUGGAGAGGAAUGUGCCAAGAAUAGAUUUCUUCUUCAGCAAAGUUCAGAAGAACUCCUGCUAUGCUUUAGGGGGGAAAUGGAAAUAGAAGCUUGAGAGUAGCAAGAUAGCUAUGCAUAAGUUUCUCUGUACAGCCCAAUAGGUCAACACCUCAUCACUAAAUUUAUUUCCUUAAGACAAGGUUUUCCAGUACAUGGAGUUGGGAAUAAUGCAACGAAACUACUUCCCCAAGUAAUCAAGCAGCAAGUAUCUUUAGUGGAGUUUGGCCUUGCUGUAAAAAGACUUGUCACUUCCCACAAGCCUGGCAAUUUUCUGUGGGUGGCAGUGGGGUGGGGGGAGCCAAUAUGAAUUUUGGAUCAAAGGCUUUUAAGGUUGAUGAGGAAGCUGUUGAUACAAAGGAGCCAUUCUGUUGCUCUUGGAACCAUACACAAGAGAAAGAAGUUGUUGGCUUAGCAGACUGUGCCAUGGAAUAAAUAUGUUAUUGAACUCAAACUAUUAAAUCUUUCUAUCAAAUUUUGGAUUAUUUCUUUGCCCUCGAAAAAAUUCUUGAUAGUUGGAAAGGAAGCUUUAUGAAUAGACUCAUGGUUCUUCAUCAUAUGUGACAUGUAAGGUAGUGGCAAGAAAUUGCUGAGAAUGGUGUUCAUACAUGCUCAUUUAUUUCCAAAUAUGUACUGUUUUUUUUGCUUCUUCCAGACCCCAUGGCUAUCCCACCAUCCUACUGUGACCUGGGGAAAUCUGCCAGGGAUGUAUUCAACAAAGGAUAUGGUAAGCAGGACUAUUGCCACAAAUGCUAGCAUUAUGCAUAUAUUCUCUAAAUAUUUUGGAAAUCUGUUGUUAAAGGUCUUCAGAUGUGUUAAGAAUGGCAUAUUUUUGUUCACAGCUUUGAAGUGUUCUUGCUCCUUCGCUUAGUUUCUCUAUCCUUCUUCACUCUAUCAAUCUCUCAUCCAUCCUUAAAAGUUUUUAUUGGAUUGAUGGCCUUGCUUUCAUCCCUUGAUGUUUUAGUUAAUGCUUGUUUUAUUUAAAUGCUAUAUUUUAUUUAAAGUGUAUAUUCAUUUUCUCCAAAAAUGCAACACAACUAGCUAAAAACUAGCACUAGCAGGAAGGACAGCCCAUCUCUUAAAUUCUCAGAUGAAUCAAUUGGUUUUGAGCUGGUGCCUGCAACACUUGCAUUUCAGUCUUCUGCUUUUGACUCUCCUCAUCUGACUUUGUCCAUAAUCUCUCAAGAUGGAUGAGGGCCUCCAUUCUAUGGUGAUUGCAGAUUUCACAAACUGGCAUGGAACCUCCUAUUGGCUCCCUUUAGGCUUAUUAAAGCGGGCUCUGCGCCACAUAUUGGCUUGCAUAUUCAGCUCUGGGAUUGUCUCUGCAGCAACGCUGCAACUUUAGUGGAAUUUUGAGAAUAUGAAGUGUGGCAUAACAUAGGUGAGCCCCAUAUCAGUUUCCCUGAGUUUAAAGGGGUUUGUUGAUUGUCUUUGAGCUGUUCUUUGGAGGUACUGUACUUAAAAUGCACCCAAAAUGUCCAAAUCUUAGCACAAUUCCAAAAAGUGAACAUGUACUCACAUCCUGUUUAUGGCCUUUCCAUAGGCAUCUGUUUGGCUGCUGUGGUAGUUGAGUGCUAGAUCUGAUCCAACAGGACCCUUCUAAAGAGAUGGGAAGCCAUUAGUUCCCUGAGUCAGAGUUGUUCAGUCAACCAGAUGUUGCCAGUGCCUGCCAAAAUCUGUGGGUCUCUGUCAAGUGAUUCCUAGAAUUUCCAUUAGAGCUAAGCUGGCCUCUCUUUUUAUUGGUGCUCAUCACAAGCACCUUUUAAAGGCAGAUGCACCCAAUUUGUUACUUCUUGGGCUUUGUUUCUCAUUCAUUUAUUGUGGUAUAAAUAAGAAACUAAUGUUUUGGCAAUUUCAGGGUUUGGAAUGGUUAAGCUAGAGUUGAAGACCAAGUCUUCCAGCGGAGUGGUAAGUAAUGAGUACUUUGAAUUAUUGUUGCAACAGGAGAGUUUGUGGAGCACUAAUAUUACCUUUACAGCAUUGGCAGAGUCAAUGUACACACCUAACAUUCUGCUUCUCCUGUAUGUUUUGGGUGUCCUGAAGGUUAUACUUAGGACCCCUCCAUGCAGUAUUAGCUUUAGUGUUUUGAGGCUUGACUCCUGAGUGCUUGACAUCUCAUAGAACAGCUGUUAGUAAACUGUGAAGAAAGGAUUUGGACUGGUGACAAAUGACCUGUCCACUUGUCUGCCAUGUUCAGAAUAGCUGUAGUGGGAGAGGUAAUCAUUUGAAGGAGUUUAGAGCUAGAACUAUGGCUUAAACAAUCUGACUCUGCAAGUGGAAGUGGCAGUAUGGAUACUUGGAUUGGUUCACCUUUACUGACUUAUUAAAGAUGCUAACUUCUAACGUGACUUCUCCCUUUUACAUGCAACACUGAUUUUUGGAUGUUUAUUCAGCUGGUAAGAGAACCACGUAUUUGCUUUCUUGUUAUAUAUCUCUCCUUCAGGUUUGUGUACUUGGACCAUGACCCACUGCCAUUCCUAAUCCAUUCUAAUGGCUAAGUAAAUGUGGUUAAAGGUAAAAGGUUACGCGUCCUGUAAAUGUGGUUAACCAGACACUAAAUGUUGCAUUGUGUACAGCUCCAUACAUCAGUAGCAUUUGCACUUGAACUGUCAAAAGAAUUGGAGACAGCAGUGUGAUCACAGGCAUGCUAUUUUUGAUAGCCUCAAAUUUAGAAGUUAGUAUUUCUGAGUAGUAUCACUUGGUGACUAAAUCUCUGAAGUAGUUGGUGAGGAACUGGUGGCUCAUGGAGAGCUCCCCAUCCAGCCAGUAGCAUCCCUGCUCACCUUGCAGCAGGACUUGAGCUUUUUUAAAAAAGUCCUCUUGGAAUCCUAAACGCUGUGUGUGUGUGUGUGUGUGUGUGUGUGUGUGUGUUUGCUUGGUUGCGUUCGAGUUGCGUUCCGCGGCAACCCGGAAGUAACGGAGUGCGUUACUUCUGGGUUUUGCCACUUGCGCAUGCGCAGGUGCUCAAAAUGACGUCAUGCGCAGAAGCGGCGAAAAGCGGCGUGCGCAGUCGUGCCAUCGCUAGUUACGUUUGCUUCUAGAUGCGAACGGGGCUCCGGAACGGAUCCCGUUUGUAUCUAGAGGUGCUACUGUAUAUGAAAAGAGGGUGGUCCUGGAAGUUGCAGCAGUUUGUAUAUUUAUAAUGACAGGACUUCUUAUGCAUAUCCAUAUUGCUGAAGAUAUGUGAGCAGCAUCUUCUGAAGGCUCUUAAGUGCAGGGAUCAUGGAAAGACUUUUUAGUGUGGUGUGUGGCACUUCAUUGCCCUCCUUGGAGCUCUAUUCCUUCCCAAGGUGUUUGUUGGUUGUCAUGCGCCACCCCUUUGACCAUUAGUAUUCUAGUUCUGCUCAAUUGUUUCAGAAAAUUUAUUUCUGCAAACUGCACAGUACAGGUAACUUGCAUCUUAUGCAGGGGUUACGUUCCUGGCCAUCAUGUGUUUCAACAAAAUCAUGUAAAGCUAGAAGGCCUCUAUGCUGCUGUGGCCUUCCUUUUUGAUCUGUCUGACGUCAUGAAGACCUAUAACUUCACAUGUAUGUGCUGAGCUUUACAGAAAUGUCACGUCAAAAGCAGAAUUUGGGGAUUGGCUCAGAUUAAGUGGAGCUUGGCACUCCAGAUAUAUGGGGGUCUAAGCAACCAUCACAUAUGACAGUUGUAAGAUGAAAAGUAACAUAUGUUGUGUGCACUCUUGCUUUCCCCACUCAGAUCUUGUUGCAGCUGCCAGGAAAAUCCUGGUCUGAUCAUAUGACUGCAAGAUUCUUUCUUUUCUCCCCACUCAGCAAACAAAGAAAGUUAAAUGAAAUGUUUCUCCUCCACUGGCGCCAGCUCAACCUUUUUAAAGAGGAUCUAGGAAUUAUUUUUAACUGGCCGCUACACACACACACACACACACACACACACAAAGUUACCCAAAAUGUCAUAUCCUUCUUAAGCCAGGGAAAAUCUGUGUUGAAGCUGAACCAUGUUUCUGAACUAAAAUUGCCUUCCUGUUUUCUUUUUUCCAAUUGCUUCUCUUCCUCAUUAGCUUGUAAGUUGUGGUCAGGCACUUGUAUGUGUGUGAAAUUGUACAGUAUCUAAGGCAACAUUAGCAUCUAGCACCAAGAAGCUAAUCACUGUACAAAAAUAACCUAAAAAGAUGGGCUGUGCCCACAGACUCAUAACUUUAGAUUAGGCAGUUGGCUAUUUAUAACCCUGAUCAUCAGCUACUUGCCUGAUUCCUGUGGCACAUAAAAAUAAGCUUUAGGUGGCCACAAAAGCUUAUAGGUGUCUGUGUGUGCCUCUUCGGCUCUAAAUAGCCAACAAAGGCAUACUGUAGGCAAGCUGACUAGAAGGGUUUUUUGUUGAAGAGUAACAAAUAUAGCCUGAUAUGCAAGGCUCAUUUUAAAAAUAAGUGGUUUAUAGAUGCUUUUAAAUAAAUAAAUAAACAGUAAUGACCUAGACCAUAGGUUCUCAAAUGGUGGUCUGCAAGCUCCAUUAAGAUGGUCGAUGGAGCAGUUGCAGUAUGAGUCUUUCAACACUAUUGAAGAAAAGAAGUAUUAGCCUCAUGUAACACAACUUCUGUUGCCGUGUAUUAAGAUUCCAAAUGUGUAAUUCUUUUAUGCACACAAACUGAUUACUUAAAAGAAUAUUUGGAAGUAGGGCAGGAUAUUGAUCAGGAAAGAUUGAAACUGUAUUAUCAGAGAGCCCUUCAGUGAACAUUCUGGUGGCUGUGUCUAGCACCCAAUAUAUUGUAAUUUUUUGUACCUUAUGAAGCGUUUGUUGCUAAAUUGUUGGUUCCAGACAUCAGAAAGGAGAAGUUAGAUGUGGUAGGACCAUGAAAUCCAGUGAAUAAAUGUUACAGGGUGAUUAUAAAGCAUAUUGUGCAGGCGGAACUAAAGCUUGCAUGAUUUGCUGGAAUUGCAUAUUCAUUUUAAAACAUGAUUGCAUUGUAAUUCAAAUGUGGUAUGUUUACAGGAAUUUAUCACCACUGGUUCCUCCAACACAGACACAGGCAAAGCCUCAGGCAGCCUAGAGACCAAAUAUAAGUUCAAGGACUAUGGACUUACGUUCACUCAGAAAUGGAACACUGACAACACCUUGGGGACAGAACUGUCCAUGGAGAAUAAGGUAAGAGGAAAUGGAAUCAUGACUUCAGCAUAGCAGGUAAACUAGAAGAAAUUAAGCAAAGGCUUAUGGGAAAAGAAUGAGUUGUGUAAAAUAGCUUUUUCUAUGUUGUGGGGAGUUUUUUAAGUGGGGGUGAGGGAUUCUGAAGUUAGUGGUUGGUAGUAAUGUAAUGUAGAUUAUAUCUGGAGAUAUCUACAGACUAUAUCUACAGAUAGACAACAUUGCUGAAAAGGUCCUCUCACCAUUAAUCAGCCACCUUACCUCUGAAGGUAGGGAAAAUUGGUGUUCUGAAUAUACCUUGACCGUAAAAUGGUGAGGCUGCUUUAUAAUCUAUCAAAAAUUGAUGCCUAGAUGUGCUUUUGUGAGUUCUUGAGUUUCAAUCCAAGAAAUAUAAUUAGUAUGUCAAUGAAUUCACAUAUGCAGAAACAGCAAGUACUUGGGCUGCUAGUUAGGUAUUUGAGACAAAAAGUGUGAGAUCUUUUGAGUUAUAUGUAAUUUGGGAACCUUCCAUUUUAUCACAGGUGGCACUAAAUAAUGAGGUAAUGUAUAAUGGCCUGGUUUUCAAAGACUGUAACAUUUGAAAACUUUUGAUUCUCUAGGAUUUCCAUCAUACAUUUUUUUUCAUUUUUCUGUGCUGCAGACUACCAUAAUUUACAAAGAACAAGAAAUGCUAAGUAGAAGCAGUUAAAGUAGUAAGAAAAUACCACUUAUUAAGUAAUUAUUUUUUAAAGACGAGUACUAUAUUUUUCUUUUUUCACUUCAGCUGGCUGAGGGACUGAAGCUGACCCUUGAAACCAUGUUUGUACCAAACACAGGGUAAGUAUUCAUCCCUCGAGAGGGCUACUUUUAGCCGGGUGCUUUCCUCAUAGGUGAUGGUACCACUUGCAGACUGUUGUACUGGAGCUGCUAGCUCACAUAGGAGGUGCUUUCCUAUUCUUUUGCUUAAGGCUGUCUUUAAAUGAAUGUAUUGAAAUAUUGACAGUGACACUGAAUCAAUUAUGUAACAUCAGGUAGCACGCAGGGGUAAUUCAUGCCCAGUUUUCUGCUAAAUGUAUGGGUUUGUAAGAAAUGCCUACUAGAGGUUAUAGAUGGGAUUAAACUUGAUUCCCUGUUCUUACACCUUCCCAGGAAGAAGAGUGGAAAGUUGAAGACAUCCUAUAAACGGGAGUAUCUAAACCUAGGUUGUAAUGUUGACAUUGACCUCGCUGGACCAACCAUCCAUGGCUGGGCUGUUCUGGGCUAUGAAGGUUGGCUUGCUGGGUAUCAGAUGGCUUUCGACACAGCCAAGUCCAAACUUUCACAGAAUAACUUUGCAUUGGGAUAUAAGGCAGCAGACUUCCAGCUGCACACAAAUGUGUAAGUAUUUCUUUGUGGUCAGGAGGCCAGAAUGUACAGAAACCAGAAAACAUAAUAAAACAAUCAAUAAAAUAUGCAAUAUCAGCUUUCUGCUAAGACAGGCGAUAUGCAUAUAUGAAAGGGAUUAAAUUUGAGGUUGUAUUGAAGGUGACCUUUGCCUUCAGUCUUGAAGGUUGCAAACCAAGUCUUUGCUGACCACCUAUGGUUCUUUCCCAGAAAGAGCACAAUUCUUAGUCCAUAGAUUUCUAGGGCAUUUGCCAGGAUCCAGGAACUCAUUAAAAAGGAAAUGAGUGCACAGUUGAAUUACUUUUGGUUCUCUCACAUUAUGCUAGCACCGGGGCAGUUAAUUUGCAUGGAGCAGGGUAUAUUCCAUCAUGAAGGCACAUGCUGAAGCUAAGGAGAUCGGGAUGGGAAAUGGCUCCUUCCAAUCUCCAUUCACUUGCUCUUGCAUUCAGAGUGCAGUUUAGAAAGGAACAUUUUAGCUUAUAUUUGGUCUUUCUGCUUCAUAUCAGAAAGUGCUUCCCUCUCAACCCAGCUGGGGAAAAAAUAUCAUUUAUAUGCUUGUCAUUAUUUCAGAUCUUUUCCCUAUUCCAGCUGAUAAUUGGUGCAUCUUCAUAUAUUAACCUAAGUCUAACUUUAGCUACAGAACCUCUACUCUAGUAGGGAAAAUGUCAGGACAAGAAGGGAAUAUAUAUGGAUUUAACCAUUUUAUUCAAAAUUGUUGUCAGCCACUCUUAGCCCUAAAAGCAGGGUGGGGUGGGGACGGACUAGAAAAACAGAAAAUCAAUACAAGCUAGAAUAAGGCUGGGGUAGAGGUAAAGAGAAUAAGGGCAAAUAUUUGCAAUUGUUUGAAAAACUUCUAUAAAGGCAAAAUGAAAUCUUCAUUUGCUCACUUAAAAAAUAGGAAUGAUGGCACUGAAUUUGGUGGCUCCAUCUAUCAGAAGGUUAAUAACAACAUUGAAACAUCUGUCAGUCUUGCUUGGACCGCUGGCAGUAAUAACACUCGGUUUGGUAUUGCCACCAAGUACCAGUUGGAUGAUAAAGCUUCUGUCUCGGUAAGAAUUUUGCCAUCUUCCCAGUAUGUUAUACAUGUGUGCUGAUAAUUUCAAGUUAAUUGUAUAGCACUGUCCCAUUUUCCUUGCCUCUUGGCUUUAUGCCUCAGAUGUCUUUGGAGCAGUCUUAACAAUAGCAGAAGUUUUAUGUUAACCUUUUCCUUGUGAUUCUAGCAUGAACCCUAUAUGCAACAAUUUCAGUGAUACGAGUUGUCAAGUGAAAGUUUCAGUAUGGACUAGUGUCUUAUAAAAACAAAUUCACUUGUUUGUUUUAUGCUAGCUGUGAAUUGUUUGUGUAGAAUCAACUUAGGGAGUAGGAAGACUUUCACUAUUUGUGAGAUUUUUGGUGUAUUUGGCAGUGGUAUCAAUCCUAUGUACUGUAUCGAGAUCUCAUUUGGUAGAUAAGUCUUCAUCCAGGUCCAACUUCAGGUGGAGUGAGUGCUCUUAUUGAAUUUCCUACAUAUAGAAUAUGUCCUCUGGGAGAAGGGUUUGAACGUAGCCUUUCUGCAUGCAGGGUACUGUUUUAUAUGGAGCAGUAUUCCACCUGUAGGUUGAGGGCUUAGGUUUAUCAUCUUACUAAGAAUGAAGCCUUUUGUGUUUUUGAGGAUUUUUUGAGGAUUUUUUUAGGGAACCAGGAGGCGCUGUGGGUUAAACCACAGAGCCUAGGGCUUGCCGAUCAGAAGGUGGGUGGUUCGAAUCCCUGUGACGGGGUGAACUCCCGUUGCUCAGUCCCUGCUCCUGCCCACCUAGCAAUUCGAAAGCACAUCAAAGUGCAAGUAGAUAAAUAGGUGCCGCUCCGGCGGGAAGGUAAACGGCGUUUCCAUGCACUGCUCUGGUUUGCCAGAAGCAGCUUAGUCAUGCUGGCCACAUGACCCGGAAGCUGUACGCCGGCUCCCUCGGCCAGUAAAGUGAGAUGAGCGCCGCAACCCCAGAGUCAGUCACGACUGGACCGAAUGGUCAGGGGUCCCUUUACCCUUUACCUUUACCCUAAGUUUUGUUUAACAUCCAGUCUUCCUUCCUUCUGGGUAAUGUUGACUAUAUUGCAUGUGAUCAUUUCCUCUUCGUGACACACAGGAGAAUGGAUUUUGAUUACAUUGAUGCUUAAGGGCAAUAACAUUAGUGUUUCCACUACUGUGGGCACCAUUCCUUUACCCAGACUGGUGAAGGAGGGACUUUUUAUGCUCAGAAAGCAGUUGCCAACAUAUAACUACCAGCGUCUUCCACCUCUUUGCUGAUGGAUCUAGUUCUAGAAGACUGCUGACUCUUCAUAAACUUUCUCAGGAAAGCAAGUAAAAACUGGUAACGCUGUUGAAUGUUCCUUUUUUUCUUUCUAGGCCAAAGUCAAUAAUGCCAGCCUCAUUGGACUUGGCUACACUCAGACCUUACGACCUGGUAUGUAAACUGUGAAUGUAUUGAAUGCAUAGCUUAAUUUUGCUUGCAUCUUGGCUGUAGGACAAAAUGAGUUAGAAAAUUCCAGUGAUACUUCUAGGGCAUCAUGGGGUAGUGGGUCCAAACCCUGUAAAGAACAGUAUGCGCCACCUUAUUUUUGGAUUAUGCCUUGAGUAAAUCCUGCCACAAAGGGAAGCUAAUGUAGCCAGUGUGUGUCUAGAGAGAACAACUUGCCUGAGAAACCUCAGUGCAUGGGAGUCUUACCAAAGAAUUACCUUGAGAUCUAGCACACAUCUUGACAUCUAGAACCUUGAGUUCUCUCAGCUGCGAGUCUUCUCUUCUGACUUUCCCCCCUGUUCUCCCUUACUGGUUGAUAGUCUGCUGUAUUCUCUUAAUAAUGGCACUGUGUUUCUCCCAGGUGUGAAGUUGACUCUCUCUGCUCUGAUUGAUGGCAAGAAUUUCAGUACUGGCGGCCAUAAAAUUGGGCUGGGAUUUGAGCUCGAAGCUUAAUGUAGGUUUUAAUGAAGUAUUAGAUCUUUAUUUGGAAGAUGAAGGAGAAAACAAACCCCACAUGUUCUGGCCUUAAACUCUUCCGUGAAACUUCAAAAAGUGUGAACUUGAUAUUCUUCCAAAGAAUUGUUGUAACCCCCAACAUUUGAAGUCUGGAGAGUGCAAACCUACCAUGAAGGGCAAUACUUGAAGGCAUGCAUGGAAGUUGUAAUGGUUGUCCUACAUUUCAGUUCAGUUCCUCAGUUUCUUUAAAAUGUGUUCCUCAGAAGACAGCAUAGCAUCUGGUGAAAGGAAAUAAUCUCCCAUCCUUCUGUGUUCCUACAUCACAUCCUGCAUGUCCUGCACCUCACGACCUUUUGUAUAACUGGUCUCUGUGCUGUAGUGAAAGCUUUGGUUUUGCAUCAAAGUGGAAAUAAAUCAAAAUCACAUUUGGAAGUUAC